Messenger RNA from Leptomonas pyrrhocoris, 1578 nucleotides. RefSeq names its product protein disulfide isomerase. NCBI's taxonomy places the organism in Eukaryota, Euglenozoa, Kinetoplastea, Trypanosomatida, Trypanosomatidae. Gene Ontology annotation, biological process: protein folding; response to endoplasmic reticulum stress. Gene Ontology annotation, cellular component: endoplasmic reticulum. The record is from RefSeq and is a predicted model, not a curated record. Bases 133 to 1578 code for a protein of 481 amino acids. The transcript has a single exon. Gene Ontology annotation, molecular function: protein disulfide isomerase activity.
GAAGAAAAGCUUGACUUUUGUUUUCAGCGCCACUAAGCAUUGUCUCCCGUUACUUUCGUUUUACCCUAUUUGUAUCCUUCUCAGCGUUCUUAAAAAAAAAACUUCACCUGUUUUACGCAUAGGAGGACAGCAAUGAAGCAAUCCUUCCUUCUCCUGGCUGUUUGUGCCCUCUUCCUCUGCGUGGCCUCCGCGGAGGUGCAGGUGGCCACCAAGAGCAACUUCGACAAGAUCAUCGGCGGUGACCUUACCCUUGUGAAGUUCUACGCGCCAUGGUGCGGCCACUGCAAGACGCUUGCGCCGGAGUUCGAGAAGGCUUCGGUGACCCUGAAGGGCGUGGCGACGCUGGCGGAGGUCGACUGCACCAAGGAAACCGAGCUGGCCUCCAAGUUUGACAUUAAAGGCUUCCCGACCAUGAUGAUCUUCCGCAACGGCGAGAAGGUGGAGGACUACAGCGGCCCGCGCACUGCGGCUGGCAUAACUGCCUACAUCAAAGCUCAGGUAGGCCCCGCCGUCACCGCGAUUGAGAAGGCAGAGCAGCUGGACGAACUCAAGAAGGAGGAUCUCCCGGUGUGCGUCGUCAAGACGGCCAGCGCUGACUCCGCACUCGCCACGACGAUGACAAAGGUGGCCAACGUUUUUCGCACGCAGGUGAACUUCGCCCUCGUCACCGAUGAAGCCAUCGCCGCCGACGCCGCGAUGGAGUCCGUCACGGUGUACCGUCACGACAAGGAGCAUGAGGCGUACGCCGGCGUGCUGCCCGUGACGGUAGAGUCGGCGAAGCAGUUCUUGUCAGAGGCCCAGCUCGAUUUCUUGGGCGAGCUUGGCCAAGAAACCUUCCAGUCCUACAUGGAGGCCAACAAAGCGAAACCCCUGGGCUGGCUCUUUGUGGACAAGGACACUGCCCCUGCGCUGAAGGAGUCACUCGUGGCGGUCGCAGAGAAGUUCCGCAGCCAGGUGCUGAUGUCGUGGGUCGACGGCGACAAGUACCGCCAGGUGGCUUUCCAGCUCGGCAUGCCGAAGGACGUGAAGUUUCCCGCGUUUGUGUUGGACUUCGAACGUCACCAUCACGUGAUGCCGACUGAAACCCCGAUCACCGCCGAGUCUGUGAGCGAGUUCGUGGAGAAGUACAGCAAGGGUGAGACGGCGGAGACACUGAUGUCGGAGAGCGUCCCGGAGGUGGAGACGGUCGAGGGUCUGACCACGAUUGUGGGCAAGACGGUCGACAAAUACACCGAUGGCAGCAAAAACAUCUUUGUGCUGUUCUACGCCCCGUGGUGCGGUCACUGCAAGAAGCUCCACCCCGAAUUUGAAAAGCUCGCCAAGGAGCUCGAGUCCGCGGACGUCAUCAUCGGCAAGAUCGAUGCCACCGCAAAUGAUUUCGACCGUGCGAAGUUCUCGGUGAACGGCUUUCCGACACUAUUCUUCAUCCCCGCUGGAGGCAAGACCGAGAGCUACGAGGGUGGUCGCAGCCUUGCCGAGAUGAAGGCUUUCGUCGUGUCGCACAUGGCCUCUACCCCCGAGGCGACCCCCUCUUCCCCCUCCGCCGCGCCAACUGAUGAGAACGAUGACGAUUUGUAA